This is a messenger RNA of Phaethon lepturus (White-tailed tropicbird), 1604 nucleotides long. It is a transcript of the gene PTK2, whose product is annotated as protein tyrosine kinase 2. Gene Ontology annotation, biological process: multicellular organism development; cell surface receptor protein tyrosine kinase signaling pathway; positive regulation of kinase activity. Lineage: Eukaryota; Metazoa; Chordata; Aves; Phaethontiformes; Phaethontidae. Gene Ontology annotation, molecular function: transmembrane receptor protein tyrosine kinase activity; ATP binding. The annotation marks the transcript as partial. The transcript has 18 exons. Gene Ontology annotation, cellular component: signaling receptor complex. The record is from RefSeq and is a predicted model, not a curated record.
AAGGUGAAAGAGCUUUACCAUCAAUACCAAAGCUGGCCAACAAUGAGAAGCAAGGAGUAAGGUCACACACAGUCUCUGUGUCAGGAGUCAAUCACUGUCAGCAUAAAGUAAAGAAAGCUAGACGCUUUCUCCCUUUCGUCUUCUGUUCCCAUGAGCCGCCACCUAAGGAUGAAAUUAGUGGGGACGAGACAGAUGACUAUGCAGAGAUUAUAGAUGAAGAAGACACUUACACAAUGCCAUCAACCAGAGAUUAUGAAAUUCAAAGGGAGAGAAUUGAACUGGGGCGCUGCAUUGGUGAAGGACAGUUCGGAGAUGUACACCAAGGAGUUUACAUGAGUCCGGAAAAUCCAGCUAUGGCUGUUGCAAUCAAAACAUGUAAAAACUGCACCUCAGACAGCGUUAGAGAAAAAUUCUUACAAGAAGCCUUAACAAUGCGUCAGUUUGAUCAUCCUCACAUUGUGAAGCUCAUUGGAGUUAUUACAGAAAACCCAGUUUGGAUAAUCAUGGAGCUCUGUACUCUUGGAGAGUUGAGAUCAUUUUUACAAGUAAGAAAAUACAGCUUGGAUCUGGCCUCUCUGAUACUUUAUGCUUACCAGCUUAGCACAGCACUUGCCUACUUAGAGAGCAAAAGAUUUGUACAUAGGGAUAUUGCUGCUAGAAAUGUCCUGGUAUCUGCCACUGAUUGUGUGAAAUUAGGUGACUUUGGUUUAUCCCGAUACAUGGAAGACAGUACUUACUAUAAAGCUUCCAAAGGAAAAUUACCUAUCAAAUGGAUGGCUCCAGAGUCAAUCAACUUCCGACGGUUUACCUCGGCUAGCGAUGUGUGGAUGUUUGGUGUUUGUAUGUGGGAGAUCCUAAUGCAUGGGGUAAAGCCCUUCCAGGGAGUGAAGAACAAUGAUGUGAUUGGGCGAAUUGAGAACGGUGAGCGGCUCCCAAUGCCUCCAAACUGCCCUCCUACCCUCUACAGCCUUAUGACCAAGUGUUGGGCAUACGACCCUAGUAGACGACCCAGGUUUACUGAACUUAAAGCACAACUCAGUACAAUACUGGAGGAAGAGAAGCUGCAGCAAGAAGAACGAAUGAGAAUGGAAUCCAGGCGACAAGUCACAGUAUCCUGGGACUCAGGAGGAUCGGAUGAAGCUCCUCCCAAGCCCAGUAGGCCUGGUUACCCUAGUCCGAGAUCCAGUGAAGGGUUUUAUCCAAGUCCACAGCAUAUGGUACAGCCAAAUCAUUACCAGGUGUCUGGCUACCCUGGUUCUCAUGGGAUACCAGCCAUGGCAGGCAGCAUUUAUCCUGGGCAGGCUUCUCUCUUGGAUCAAACAGAUUCCUGGAACCAUCGGCCUCAGGAAAUAUCAGUGUGGCAACCAAACAUGGAGGAUUCGGGCACUUUGGACAUACGAGGAAUGGGCCAGGUUCUACCCACACAUCUCAUGGAGGAGAGGUUGAUACGACAACAACAAGAGAUGGAAGAAGAUCAGCGCUGGCUCGAAAAAGAGGAACGAUUCCUGGAAGCCAGUGGGCAGGAAUGGAGAACAGAUCUUAAACCCGAUGUGCGGCUCUCUAGAAGCAGCAUUGACCGAGAGGAUGGAGGUCUCCAGGCCCCA